CACUUUGUCUGUUACGUCCACGACAAUGCGGCAAUCUGUUGCUCCCAAUCGCGUCUCUCAGACAAAUUCUGCUGCGGCAACCGCAAGGCUCCUUGAGAAAAAGAAAGAGUUCGAUGCGGUCAAUGCCCUCACUCGGGCCAGCGCAUUAUAUCUCGAACGUAUAGAGGGAUUAUCGACGGACUUUGACACCAUGGCGGAUGCGGGAGAAGUAUUCGGUGACGUUCUGGUGCAGUGGCCCAAAAUGUUCCAGAUAUUGAAUCUUUUUCUGGCAUCUCGCGCGGAAGAAAGCGACGGGCAAGCUCAAAGCAGUAGUGAUAAUAAGGAAAUACUAGUUCGGAUACCCAUCGAAGAAUUACAACAAACGGAAUCAACAGAGAAAGAAACUACAUCUGCGUAAAGACGAGCGGGUAAAGUAGAUUCGCUUGCCCUCAAUUGCAGUAACUGAAUGGACAUUUAUCAUGCAGGUGCAAGGAUCACGAUUUCACCGCAUUCUUUUUCUGUUCUUUCAGCAUAGCAAUCCGCUGGCAAACAUCAUCAGGAAAUGUGGCUGAUGCAAAGAACAUGUUCUGACCUGCUUCCUUUCCUCUUUCCUUCGGGCCAUUUCUGCUGCUCGUUCCUCCUUAGUCAGGGAGGCAGUCGCGGGAGGACUUCUAUUCCAGUCGUCUAUUCCUGACGAUGACG
This is a messenger RNA of Desarmillaria tabescens, 681 nucleotides long. RefSeq lists its product as uncharacterized. The transcript is spliced from 3 exons. The record is from RefSeq and is a predicted model, not a curated record. NCBI's taxonomy places the organism in Eukaryota, Fungi, Basidiomycota, Agaricomycetes, Agaricales, Physalacriaceae. Gene Ontology annotation, biological process: attachment of spindle microtubules to kinetochore; mitotic cell cycle. Gene Ontology annotation, cellular component: mitotic spindle midzone; mitotic spindle; DASH complex. The coding region runs from base 26 to 397 and encodes 123 amino acids.